AAGAGGAAGAGAAGACUUCUUAAGUCGUUUAUGAUAUAAAUAUUCAUAAAGAAGUUCACAUAUUGACGGCAUGGAUUCUAUGACAGUCUGCCUUACAUUUAUUUGUUAUUUACUAGCUGGAUGUGUAGAUGCACAGAGUUAUCUUGCAACAUCACUUACAGCCCGUCCCAGCCAAGUGAUAUACAGAGGAGGAAACCUGACUUUAUCUUGUAAUUCUCUUUUAUCACAUGUGACAUUCACUUUGUCCAGAGACUGCCACACAAAUACACAGAUAGUACAAUCCAAAACAAUUGCUUCAUCUGUGGCUGAAUUUAAUAUACAAAAUAUAAAGUAUGAAGAUGCUGGAAAUUACUGCUGUUAUGUAAGUUUACCGUAUAGAACUUCUCUAAUCAGUGAGAAUCUUACAAUCGAAGUCACAGACCUUAAAAAACCUGACAUCUCCUGGAAGAAAGAUGAUGCAGAAAAAGGAUUGUACAUAAUUACUUGCACUGCACCUGAACCACAUGAGGAUUACACAAUUAGAUACUUUUCCGUUUAUGAAAAUAUGGAUCAAAUCAGAAAUUACAAUGCUCCAAAAAAAUCCUUAAAAAUGACCUUCAGAGAACCUGUGAAGGAUUUAGCCCAGUACAGAUGUAUUUAUGUUUUAAAUUCAAUAAACACUACAGAUUAUCAGAUAACAUCACCAUUCAGUGACUCUCUGCAAACAGAUGACUAUACAACGGGGAACAUUAUCCGCCUUCUGCUGGCAACAAUUAUUUUUAUUGUCACUGGAAUCAUUGUAUAUAAACAUUUGGAUAAUUUGCAAAAUACUAAAUAGCCAUCGUUCUCUAAGACACAAUGAAAAGACACUGGAAACAAUUUUUUUGAACCACCCUGAAAAGGAUAUUGAGGAAACAAAAAAGAAAAUUAGAAAUAACCAAUAGCAGAAGAGAUUAUAAAAGGUCAUGUGCUUUCUAAAAACUAGCCUACUAUAUAAUUAUGGGCUUCUUUCCUUGCCUGCUUAUUAAUAGUAUAUUCAUAAAUAAAGAAAUAGAAUGCAUAAAAAAACUGCAUCUUUUGUUGCA
Messenger RNA from Bombina bombina (fire-bellied toad), 1064 nucleotides. RefSeq lists its product as uncharacterized. The record is from RefSeq and is a predicted model, not a curated record. The transcript is spliced from 5 exons. Lineage: Eukaryota; Metazoa; Chordata; Amphibia; Anura; Bombinatoridae. The coding region runs from base 71 to 817 and encodes 248 amino acids.